Meloidogyne enterolobii is the source of this 624-nucleotide messenger RNA. Lineage: Eukaryota; Metazoa; Nematoda; Chromadorea; Rhabditida; Meloidogynidae. The record is from the annotation of a GenBank genome assembly.
AUGGGAGACAAAGCAAUUUUAACUGAAGUAUUGGAAGCAUCUAAACUUACUGACACAUAUUCUAGUUUAACAGCUUCAAAUAUCAUUGAUCAUGGCUCCUCUCAUUCAACAACCUCUGUACAUUAUGAAGGUUUAGAUGGUUCAAACAGUCAAGGAGGAGGAGACACAAACAAUGUGAAUGUAAAUAUUGAAAGACAAAAUAAUCAGAAAAAAGAAGUAACAACAAAUGGAGUUCCUGAUGUAUAUACUGUAGAUGAUGCUGUUGAAUUUCUUGGUUUUGGACGUUUUCAAAUUUUACUAGCAUUUUUAACUGGAUUAGCUUGGAUGGCAGAUGCAAUGGAAAUUAUGAUUUUAUCAAUUCUUUCUCCAUCACUUUAUUGUGAAUGGGCAAUUACUCCAAUGCAACAAGCAUUAAUAACAACUUGUGUUUUCUCUGGAAUGAUGCUUUCUUCCACAGCCUGGGGUAAAUUUUGUGAUCGUUUUGGUCGUCGUAAAGGUCUUUUAUCUGCUGCACUUCUCACAUUUGCAAUGGGUGUUCUCUCAGCAGCAGCCCCAAAUUUUCAUUUAUUUUUGGUACUUAGAGGACUUACUGGAGUUGGAAUUGGAGGAAUUCCACAAGCGUAA